AAAGGGGCCAGGGUCAAGCGCAUGCGCCGGUGGUGCGGCUGUCCUGAGGUAAGCGCGGGCGAGGAGGCGCCAGCGCCAGCCGAGCUCCUGACUGGGCCAGACCCGACGGGACCGCCGUAGGCUGGCCUGCGCUCUGAUGGCGGCUGCCAAGGAAACUCAGGAGGAGCACGACACCUCCCCGGAGAAUGUGGAUGACGCGAACUCUAAACCGCGGUUUGAAUCCAUAAACUGUCUUCCUGAGCAAUCCAUUAAGACCCUAGAAGAAGAUGAAGAAGAGCUCUUUAAGAUGCGAGCCAAGCUGUUCCGAUUUGCAUGCGAGAACGGCCUCCGGGAAUGGAAAGAGCGAGGGACCGGGGAUGUGAAGCUGCUGAAGCACAAGGAGAAAGGGACUAUACGCCUUCUCAUGAGAAGGGACAAAACUCUGAAGAUCUGCGCAAAUCAUUAUAUAACGCCGUUCAUGGAGCUGAAGCCCAGUGCAGGCAGUGACAGGGCCUGGGUCUGGAACACACUCGGUGACUUUGCGGAUGAAAGUCUCAAGCCUGAAGUGCUGGCUAUUCGAUUCCUAAAUGCAGAAAACGCCCAGAAGUUUAAGGCAGCAUUUGAAGAUUGCAGGAAGGAGGUGGAAGAAAGAGGAAAGAAAGCAGGAGAAGGCAAAGAGAGCAGCGCUGAAAAGGUGGUGGAGAAGUUCUCGGAGAUGUCAGUGAAGGAAAAGAAAGAAGGCCGCCGCCAAGAGCUUGAGAGCCCCAAGGCGUCAAAGAAGAAAACCUAGGACCUGGGCUUGUUACUGCAAUAAAUCAUCUCCUGGGCUUUGCCUUCUUUCCUUUAUUUUCUUUAUUUUCGUUUCAUUUUUUUUUUUUUUUUUUGGUUUGUUUUUAAUAAGGGACCAUAUAUAAAGAACUGAAUUCUGCUCUCUAGGUUGUUUUCUCAGCUUUUACCCUUUGAAGAUGUCUUCAGCAAACAUUCCCAGACUACCUGUACUGUGCUCAUGACAUUCUUUUCCAUUGUGGAAACGCUUAUUUAUAAUAUAGCCAAAAGAGUGGAUAAAACAUUUGAAAGCUGGAAAAAAAAAAAAAAAAA
Messenger RNA from Sarcophilus harrisii (Tasmanian devil), 1077 nucleotides. Its product is annotated as ran-specific GTPase-activating protein-like. Gene Ontology annotation, cellular component: nuclear pore; cytoplasm; centrosome. The transcript has a single exon. Gene Ontology annotation, molecular function: GTPase activator activity. Lineage: Eukaryota; Metazoa; Chordata; Mammalia; Dasyuromorphia; Dasyuridae. Bases 137 to 769 code for a protein of 210 amino acids. The record is from RefSeq and is a predicted model, not a curated record. Gene Ontology annotation, biological process: nucleocytoplasmic transport; positive regulation of mitotic centrosome separation.